AUGGUGCUAAAACUUUAUCACUAUCCAUUGAGUUCUCCGUCAAGAGGAGCUUUUAUGUCAAUUAAAGCUGUAGAUGUACCGGUGGAAAUUAUUCAUAUUGAUUUAUUGAAAAAGGAACAAUUCAGUGAGAGUUUUGUAAAAGUUAACCCUCAGCACUGCAUACCGACUAUUGACGACGACGGUUUCGUGUUAUGGGAAAGUAAAGCAAUUGCUUGUUAUUUGGCAGAAAAACAUGAGAGAAAUGAUUUAUAUCCAAUGAAUCUGAAGCAUCGUGCUCUUGUAAAUCAGAGAAUGUAUUAUGAUAGCUCCAUGUUGUACCCCCGUAUAAGGGCGAUAAAUUAUCCCAUUCUAUUUCAAGGUGUUAAAGAAAUUAAGAAGCCGUUAAUAGAUGAUCUAAAUAACCAACUAGGAUUUUUAAACCAGUACCUGAAUGAGAGUAAAUGGGUUGCAGGAGACCAAAUGACGCUUGCUGAUAUAGCAAUUGCUGCAUCAAUAUCAACUCUUGCAGCUAUUGAUUGGGAUUUUACUGACUUUCCCAACAUUAAUAGAUGGUUCAAAACUUGUGAAUCAAUUCCUGGCUUUGCAGAGAACAAGGAGGGUGCUAGGGUAUUUGGGAAUGCUGUAAAAAAGAAUUUGGAGCAAUAA
Molecule: messenger RNA, 645 nt
Organism: Pieris macdunnoughi
Lineage: Eukaryota; Metazoa; Arthropoda; Insecta; Lepidoptera; Pieridae
Source: the annotation of a GenBank genome assembly